Messenger RNA from Brienomyrus brachyistius, 2867 nucleotides. RefSeq names its product nectin-1-like. The record is from RefSeq and is a predicted model, not a curated record. The transcript is spliced from 5 exons. The coding region runs from base 122 to 1237 and encodes 371 amino acids. NCBI's taxonomy places the organism in Eukaryota, Metazoa, Chordata, Actinopteri, Osteoglossiformes, Mormyridae.
CUGUUCGGCUCCAGCUCCCUGUCCAUCACUCCCCCCGACUCUGUCAUGGACCCCCAGGCUGAGUGACAGUAUCACUGUAUUUCAGGAGAAUGAUGAUCACACUAAACAUGUAUCUUCUGUUAUGAACUUUACUGCCUCAGAUCUCCACCAUAAGCAGGAAGUGAAAUGUACAGCAGUUUAUAGCCAUCAAGCCAACAACAGUGAGAGGACAUCCUACACAAAUGUGAUUCUCAAUGUUCAGUAUUCUCCUAAAAACACUUCGGUGUUAAUUGGAAAAGACAGGAGUCUAACCUGCAGCAGUGAUGCCAACCCAGCAGUGAACAAUUACACCUGGUAUAAAGUGAAUGGGAGUGAAAUUAAAGUUGUUUCACACAGACAGAACCUCACCUGUAAUAUCGCUGAGGUCAGUGGACAGUAUUACUGUCAGGCUCAGAAUAAACACGGCCUGCAGAAUUCAAGCACUGUGCAGGUCCACUGUGAAUCUGUCAAAGCUCCGCCCACUUUGAUUGGCGCUGCAGCAGGGGCUGCUGGGAUGAUUCUCACCUGCAUCUUACUGACAAUUAUUCUCAAGAAAAGCUGCAGCAGGCAGAAUCAUGGCAGUAAGACACAGGAAACAGGAGAAUUAACACCGACAAACCAGUGUGAAAAUGACAGUCCUGAGCUGCUCUAUGCCAGCAUUGACCACAGCGGAUUGACUGAACAGGGAACAGGAACCAUCCGAGGGAGCUCACAGAGCACUGAGUACGCAGAGGUCAAGCUUAAUACUCGGAAAGAGCAGGGAGGCACAGAGGAGAAGUCUGAGGCCCAGCAAGAACAGGAGCAGUAUGUCAGUGUCUUGGGGGUCAAGCCUGAACCCAGUGAUAAGAGGAAGGAAUCCCAGGAACCUGGUAGUGGGGAUGUGUCUGGAUGUGGCUUCAGAGCCCCGGAAUCUACAGAGACCCAGAAGAGGAAAACUGAAAUUGGGGUGAAACAAGAGACCGUGGAGGACAGGAAGAGCUCAGGGCUGGAUGAUCUGCUUUACACACCUGAACCAAAGGAGGAAGCAACAUAUGCGAACAUCUGCCGUCAGCUGGGCACCGAAGGUCCAGAUAAGAGGUCUGCUACAGUGGGAGCUUCUGGAAAUAAGCGGCAAAGAGGUGGAGAUCAACAAGAGCAUCAUGCUGCCAAAUUUUACCCACUGAUCUCAGAAGAAAAGAGCACAAAUGAGUGUGAGUAUGCAGUGGUGAGGAAGUUCUAAAGUGCUCAGUAGGAAAGGCACCUCUAUAGCGUGAAGUGUUAGUGCUGCCUGAGAGAGAUAAGCCUAAUGUAUGUCUCCUGAAAAAUAAUAGGAGGAGCUAUUCAUCGUAAAUAAGCAUGCUGGGUAUUGCAGUCAAAAUACGUGCAGGCAGAAUGCAGAAUGUGAGUGUUUCAGCUUCAGAAGCCGUCUGAUCCGUAGUUGUGUUUGAGUGUUUUCUGCUGAUUUAGGAAAGUGGGGGCUGUAUUGAGGAUUUUUGGGGGGGGGCUGAUUUUAUUACAAGAGCUCAUUUAAAUGGGUAAAGGGGAAACGGAACGGGGUCGAGAGAGGGGUGUGUGAAGGAAGAGGGGGCAACUUCCCAGCUACAGCCAACGUUAACAAAGCCGGACUUGGGCUUCAUAAAGGUCAGCGACAGUCCUCCUGCAGGAGCUCAGUAGCUGUGAGUAGGGUUAUGGGCUUCAUAAAGGUCAGCGACAGUCCUCCUGCAGGAAGGAGCUCAGUAGCUGUGAGCAGGGCUAUGGGCUUCAUAAAGGUCAGCGGGGGGGGGGAAGUUUGUGUAAAGGACGACUAUAUAUUUUUGCAAAGUGAAUUGUCUUUGUUAUUUGGUGUCAUAAUAAACAAUGUCAAAUUUGAUCUCAGUCUUCAUUGUUACUGAGAAGGGAGCUGGGUUCAGUGUGUUCUGGUCUUGGUGGUGGUACACCUGUUCUCUGCCUUCCCAGGAACCGCCCUCUGACCCAGUUGGUCUCCUUUACUGGGUGCUUUCUGCUGUACUGGCAGCAAAGCAUCACUGUCGAAAUUACCUUGCUAAUGAUCUCAUUAGAUGAAAUUACACAUUGCUUGUCAAUAAACUGCCUUCUGUUAAUUAUUGUAUGAGGAAUCUGUUUAUUUUGCACUCAACUUUAUCAAUAUUUUACUUUGGAGUUGAACAGUUUUACAUGAACAGUACUGCAUUAAUAAUCCUGCUAUAUUAAAUAAAAUGUUUUUUUUGUUUUUUUUUUACUUCAAGGAAAUUUGUAUUUGUUAAAAUAUUGGACUUCCUGCGCUACUUUGCAUAAAUUGUAUUCCAAGACCUAACAAUCUUUUAAUUUCAAAUAUGAAAAUUAUUAUUAUUUUUUUUUAAUGAAGGGUACUGUAUAUAUUGUCAUUAAUAUCCACAGCUGUUGUAGAUGUCAUGCCAGAUGUUAGGUCAGAGAUGAACCUUCACACUUUUGUGUAUCCCUACGUAAAGAUCAGCCGGCUGCCUCAACUCAAUCUGCUGAAAUGCUGCCACCUAGUGGAAAUUAUGUGCCGGUUUAAUUCAAUUUCAAGGAAUUGGAAAAAAAAAAUGAAAAACAACUUCUCGACUUGUGUUUUAAAAUUCUGUUGUCGUAAUAUGUAAUCAAAACUGUUUCUGCUGUGAUAUAAAGGAAAUUUAUUUUUUUAUUAUUUUGGCAGACACAACUUUUUAUACUGAAGCUUAUGAGUCACCUGAAUUAUGACUUAUUGUCAGUCAUUAUACAGUUACAUGUUCUAGGUGUUCAGCUUAUGUGUCCAUCAUUUGUAUACAUGAUUCUUUUCAUGUGUAGGUCUACACAUGUUUUUGUUUUAUUAAAAUCUGUGAAUGCAAUAAAACUUUUGGCAAGUUCAGUUUCAA